Messenger RNA from Struthio camelus australis, 3044 nucleotides. Lineage: Eukaryota; Metazoa; Chordata; Aves; Struthioniformes; Struthionidae. The record is from RefSeq and is a predicted model, not a curated record.
GGCUGCUGUCACUGCUCCUGAGUAACUGGGUCUGUCUUCCUUCGCAGUUAAGCUUUGUGGUCGACCAUGAAUGCUAGUGGCCCUGGAUAUCCGUUAGCCUCUCUCUACGUGGGAGACCUCCACCCAGACGUGACCGAGGCCAUGCUCUAUGAGAAGUUCUCGCCUGCUGGGCCAAUAAUGUCCAUCCGCGUCUGUCGGGAUGUCGCCACACGCCGGUCACUGGGCUACGCCUACAUAAACUUCCAGCAGCCUGCAGAUGCUGAGCGAGCCCUGGACACCAUGAAUUUUGAAGUGAUCAAAGGCCGGCCCAUUCGAAUCAUGUGGUCCCAGCGAGACCCCGGGCUCAGGAAGUCGGGGGUGGGAAACGUCUUCAUCAAGAACCUGGAUGACUCCAUUGAUAACAAAGCCUUGUACGAUACGUUCUCGGCUUUCGGAAAUAUCCUGUCUUGCAAGGUGGUUUGUGAUGAAAAUGGAUCCCGUGGUUACGGCUUUGUUCACUUUGAGACCCACGAGGCAGCAACUCGAGCCAUUGAGACCAUGAAUGGGAUGCUGCUCAAUGACCGGAAGGUAUUUGUUGGCCAUUUUAAAUCCCGCAAAGAGCGUGAGGCGGAGUUUGGGGCUAGGGCAAUGGAAUUCACCAAUGUCUACAUCAAAAACUUUGGGGAUGACAUGGAUGAUGACAGACUGCGGGAGAUAUUCUCCAAGUUUGGAAAGACACUAAGUGUUAAAGUCAUGAUGGACAACACUGGCCGCUCAAAGGGCUUUGGAUUUGUCAACUUUGAGAAGCAUGAGGAAGCCCAGAAGGCCGUGGCUGACAUGAACGGGAAGGAGAUCAACGGGCGGUUGGUGUAUGUGGGCCGAGCCCAGAAGCGUCUGGAGCGCCAGAGCGAGCUGAAACGGAAGUUCGAGCAGAUCAAGCAGGAGAGAGUGAGCAGGUACCAGGGGGUCAACUUGUAUGUGAAGAACCUGGAUGACGGAAUAGAUGAUGAGAGGCUGAGGAAGGAGUUUUCUCCGUACGGCACUAUCACCAGCGCAAAGGUGAUGACAGAGGGUGGACACAGCAAAGGGUUUGGGUUUGUAUGUUUUUCCUCCCCAGAAGAGGCUACCAAGGCCGUGACAGAAAUGAAUGGACGGAUCGUUAGCACUAAGCCUCUCUACGUUGCACUUGCACAAAGAAAAGAAGAGCGGAAAGCAAUUCUCACCAACCAGUAUAUGCAGAGAUUAGCCACCAUGAGGGCCCUGCCUGGCCCUCUCCUUGGCUCCUUCCAGCCUCCAGCGGGGUACUUCCUACCCCCCAUCCCUCAGCAGCGUAUCCUGCAGCUACCCCGAUCCUGAGGGCUGCCGCACCGCCCCGGCGCCUGCUGUCCAACAUCAGCACCAUGAGACAGGCAUCCACCCAAGUGCCUCGCGUGCCCCCCCAGGCCCAGAGAGUGGGUGAGUGGAAGAAGGACCUGGCUUGGACUUGGCCAUAGUGGAUACGCGUUGGCAAGGGUGUUUGCUGCAAGCUCGUGUCCGCCUCCGAAGAUGGAUCAGUUUAUGUGAUCGUUCAUGAAGGAGUCCAGAUGGUGCCCUGUGUCGUGGGACUGGAGCAGAGUCUGUAGUAAAUGUGUGCAACUUUGGGGGAAGGUUGUGGUCUUGCAGGUAAUGGAACAGGUCUGUGAUAUGCCAACUGGUCUUGUUUGAUGCUGCUCCUUGAGUGCAUUCAUUAAAGAUGAUGGUGUAGCUAUGGUGGUCUAGAUGGUGUUCAGACUAAGGCUGAGAGAAACAACCUGUGGAAAGACCUCCUGGACUAAAGUGAAGGCUCUUAUUUGCUCUGGCUGAACAGCUGCCAAGGUUGUGCGACUCCAAUAAAGCAUGUUCAUGUUAGGUGUUCGGGGCUAUGGUCUGAAAAGCAGAUCUUGCUGACGUCUCCCCAGUGCCUUGCUCUGGUGCAGCUGUCCCUGUGUGACCAAAGUGCCAAACUAGGAAUGUCCCGUCCAUCCUGCCAGCAGGACACGGCUGUGCUUUUCCCCUUUCUACCCUGUUACUUUUCUGCUGUUUGUGUUAGCUUGAGUGAUGAGGAGGCUUACUGAGCCCCGUAGGCCCAGAUCAGAGGAUGUGUGCAAGUAGGUUGCUGCUCUUCCUGUCUCCUCUGCAGGCAGGAUUUGAGGGGAGGCAUAAGUAGUGCGAGGUGGAGGCUGCAUGCAUGGUGAGCAGGUAAAAGCCUGAGGUCCCCCGAAAGGUGGGACCAUCUUUUUGGGGGGAGGGGGAGGAAGAACCUUACAGCUGUUCCAUCUUUGUGCAAUUUAGCCCAACUUUUCUUUUUGGCAUCAAGCCUUUUAUUGAAGCAAGCAGGGUGGGCACCAGAGAGGGUGUUCUGCCAGGUCCCCACAGCCGAGGGGCUGCUGGAGGGAGGGUGCCGGGGUUUUCCCCGAUGACUUGGGCAUUGUCUGGUUACAGACUGCGCUGCUGCUGCUCCCCUUGGGAGCUGGGUGGUUUUAUUGCUGUGUUAAAUUGAACGUUGCCUGUUGAUGUCCUCAGUUGUUCCUUUUCUCCUUUUUUUCCCGUUUUUUUUUUCUUUUUUUCCUCUGACUUCACCUCCCCGCAAAAGGGAAGCAAGCCUGGGCUGGUGGCAGGGAGAACAGGAGCAUUUGUUUGGCUGUUGCAUCUCAGUCCUCCGUGGGGCACUGGCCUGUCCUUUGGCUUCUUAAGUAGAUGGAUGUUUCUCUAGGCGAGAUGACAAGGCGUAGGUGUCUCCGCCAGCUCUCCCUCUACUCAAAGCCAAGCAACGCCAGGGUCCAGCGGGCAGGACAGUGUCCUGCUUGCCCUGAUGGAGCAGCUUGUGGGCUGCUGUGGGCCCGAGAGGGGAGCUUUAGGCCAUCUCGCUGAGCGCGUUGCCCUCGUGGCUUUGGCGUGUUAAGUCUUGGCGCAGAUGUGUAUUUAACUGGCCCUUCCUUACAAGCGUUCCCCUCUCCGUUGCAGCCAACAUAGGGACCCAGACAGUCAGUGCUCGAGUACCCUCCUCGCCCACCCUGCCGCGGGGCGCGCAGCACUACAAGUACUCC